GAGAUCUGUUUUGGGAAGCGGCAUUCUAUACUGUUUCGCUUAGUGGUCAAGGAUGUUAUAUUUAUACCUGGGCUUUCGAGUACUUUCCUUUUCCCUGUGCUCAAAUGAAUUAAAAGAAAAUAUGUGAUUAUUGCCGGUAUUCCCAAACUUAAUCACGGGAUGACCGAUGCUUCAGGCGGUAUUCCUUUCAAAACGCAAAAUCUCCAAGAAGGGGACCGAUACAUCAAAAAGGGCAGGGUCUUGUUCCCAUGUCCAUCAUCCCUAAAUAUCUCAGAUCUUGCCCCAGAUCAAGAGAUCCUUAUCGUUCUCAGCAAACAGAUGGGCAGGAUCGUUCUUGAGUAUGACUUCUCUUACGUGACCAAAUCUGGGCGUGGAGUGCGACCUGCUGAGGCUGAAGCAAUGAGGCUUGUGUCAAAGCACACCUCUGUUCCUUUGCCUGAAGUGUUCUACACGGAUUUUCGCCCCGACAACGGGAGGAUUGAGAUGAGUCGUAUUCCAGGAUCUCCUCUAAAGGAGAAGUGGGAUACAUUGGACGAGAAGAGCAAAGAGUCUGUUUGUCUACAAAUCUGGGAUAUGGUUUCCAAGAUACGAGCUAUUCCACGUCCACCAGAGCUCAGAGAUCUUGUCCAAUGUGCUGCCGAUGGCACUCCAUCAAGGGACCCAUUGCUUCGUGACCUGAAAGACCCGGCUCGGCCCCUGACGAAAGAUUCAGACCUGCAAGCUCGCAUUUUCGAGCGAUAUUUGCAUUUUGCAGGUCGUCGAUAUGAACAUAAAUUACCUGACAUGCUGCCGCGGUCUGACUGUACUGUGUUCACGCACGCUGAUAUAGCGCCUCGCAAUAUUAUGAUUGACGAGCAGAAAAAAGUCACUGGCAUUCUCGACUGGGAAUUCGCAGGAUGGUAUCCGGAUUAUUGGGAAUAUGCGCAGAUUCUAAGGCCGGCUUUCUGGGACGACUGGUCAAUAUGGAUGGAACGGACUGCCCCGCAGAAAUGGGAUAUUAGCGGGAUCAAUGCCGCCAGGCGGGUCUUGUUCUAGCAUUGUCUUCUCACGACGAUUGAUCUCUGGCUUCCGUGUAUUGCUCGGGCCUACGAUGGCGUGCGGUCAGAGACUGCUCGACAGAAGAAGAGCUACGCAGGCUGUCUAUGAUCCAUUUGAUACUUGGCCUCCAGUAUGUCUGGAUGGAACGUUGCCUGACCUCUCUCCCAGUGGAGUAAAGCCCGGUCUGGUGAGCUUGGUGGAAACUCUUUUAAUAGUUGUCAAUCCUGGGAGCAACUAGGCUCUUCGCAAGAAGGCAUAAUCUCACCUCAUCCAUCUGCCUGAUUC
Messenger RNA from Xylona heveae TC161, 1323 nucleotides. RefSeq names its product kinase-like protein. NCBI's taxonomy places the organism in Eukaryota, Fungi, Ascomycota, Xylonomycetes, Xylonales, Xylonaceae. The transcript has a single exon. The coding region runs from base 160 to 1035 and encodes 291 amino acids. The record is from RefSeq and is a predicted model, not a curated record.